AUGUUUAGUUUAACAUUUUGCUCUUAAUUUAACGAAGAUAUAUUGAUUAGUACCUAAUAUCCUAUGGAGAAGAUUUAUUUUCCACAAAUGUAGCAAAAAUUAGAACUUGAAUUUUGGAGCUUUUGUGUAGUAAAUUAGCAAGUUAGCUCUUACCCUUAUGUUGAAAGAGAACCGAAUUAAUUUAAUAGAUACUAAUAACAAAUAUUUCUGAUGAAAACUCUAGAUGAUAAUCAGAUAUUGGCUUAUAUGUAUUUAUAUGUGAUACCACACUAUCAACUCAUUCAUACUCUUUAAGUUGAUGGGGAAAAGAUAGAAAUCUCGUAUAAUCCAAGUGAAUAUGAAGGAAUUUGGAUAUUAAAUAUUUUUGCUAUUGAUGGCUCUGAAAUAUUGUUUGAAACUUUAGGACCAUAAGAUUAUUAUAAUUUAUAUUAAUUUCAUGUAAAUAAGUAAAUAUAAGAAUUUGAAAUUUAUAACGGAGGAUCUGCAAUGUUUUAUGAUUAAUAUUAGUUUAGUUAUGUGGAAUUAUCAAUAUUUAGAGGAAGAUUAUCCAAAAUGUUCAUAUAUGAUUAUCACAGAGAUAUUUAUUAAAUAUAUGAUGAGAGAAUAAAUUAAUUAAGAUAAAAUGAAUACUAAUAGACAAUAAAUUUGAUUCCAGAUUUAUUUAAUUUUGAUGGAAUCGUAUAAAAAGAAUUUGAAUUUGAUUAAUUUGGAAGAAAAUUUAGUAUAUUUGGAUGGGUAAAAUAUUAUACAUAAGAUUCAUAUUUUUUGAAAAAGUAUUUAUUAGUAAGAUUGACAUUAUUUUAAAAUUAUUAAGAUGAAUAAGAAUUAGGAGAUGAAAUACUUAAAAUUACAGUAGAUAUAGAUUUAUCAGAUAUAAAAAAAUGUGGAUAUGAUGUGAUAUCUCAUCAUUAUUGGAUGCCAUUUAAUGAAAUGGUAUAUGAAUUUUAAAAAUGGGCUGAUAAUAUCAGUUUAAGAGAUGAUCUACCUUAUUUAUAAUUAUUAUCAAAAUGGCAUUUUGUUUCAUUUGAACAUGGAAUUAAUGUAAAUAAUUUAAGAUCAUAAUUUAAAUUGAAUUAUUUUGAAAAUAAUAAUUUAGUAUCUAAAACCUAUUAUUUUGGAGACGAAUAUUAUGGUAAUUUAUUUAUAAAUACAAAAUUCUAUGCUUUUUUUGGAGGUGAUCGAACUGUUUAUGAUAAAAUGAAAGGAUAAACAUAUGGAUUUUAUUUUAUAACAAAUCUAUAAAAUGAUUUAAACAUUGAAUUUAGUAUUAUUAAUAUUUAUUCCUAGAUUGUCAUUAUAGUUGUUAAACUUGUAAUGGACCAAUGUCUAUAAAUUGUUUAUCUUGUUAUGAUAAUAAUGAAAGAAUCUUUUUAGAAGAAUCUCAUUAAUGUGUUUGUCCUAAAGGAUAAUAUGAUAAAGAUUAAAAAUGUUAAUCUUUUUAAGAUUUAUAUACAACAUUAAAGUAUUAGGAUAUUGAUAUUCAAGUAUCAAAUACUUAAUGUAUGUUUGGAUAUUUUUAUUUGCCAAUGAUUGAAUAGUGUAUAAAAUGGUAUGAAUAUUAUUUUAUAAAAGUCCAUAAUAAAGUUCUUAUAAUUUAUUUUGUGUAGAUUGUUUAUUAAAUCCUAAUGAUUGGUACAUUCGACCAAUCUGUACUACUGAUUUUAUUACACAAUAGGUUAAUAAAGAAUAAGAUGCCUAUACAAAACAAGUAAGAUUUACUUAAGAUUAUGAUCUAUAUUAUAUUGAUAAUUAAUAUAGGUUAAUAUUAUUAGAAGGAGUUUAUGAUUAUUGUGAUAUUAAGAAAGUAUAAUUAGAAAGUUGUGUUUAAUUAAAUGUUUAACAUUUAUCUGGUAUUACGUUUGGUAUUUGUAAAUAAAAUAGAUAUUAUUCUAAAUUUAGAUGUAAUUUAUAAGAUGUUGCUUGUAUUUAAUUAAAUCAAAAUGACAGAAAAUGUAUUAAAUGUUUAAGUGGAUAUUAUAUAUCAGAUGAUGGUUAUUCUUGUUUAUAAUGUCCAAAAACAUGUUAAAAUUGUUAUGGUUUAAAUAAAUGUUCAUCUUGUGAACCAAAUUUUGGACUUUAUAAUGAAUAAUGUAAAAGAUGUGGAAACUUUUGUAAGAGUUGCAAAUAUUCAGAGGAAUUAUAAAUAAUGUAAUGUUUAACUUGUAUUGAUGAUCAUUUAUAUUACUUAUCAUUAAAUAUAUAAGAUUGUAAAUCAAAUUCAAUUGAUAAUUGCAAAUAUGCAUUUGAAACUUCAGAGUUGGAUUUAUAUAUAAAUUCAUUAGAUUAUAAUUUUAAACCUUAUUAUGAAACAACAAUUACUCAAUGUGCAAAAUGUUAAGAUGGCUAUUAUUAUGAUGCUACAAAAAAUGUCUGUCUUGAAAACUAAAAUGAAUUCUAAAUUGAUAGUUGUUUGUAAUUUUAUGUGGAAUAUUUUGGAGAUUAUCGAUUAGACUAUUGUCUAUUUGGUUAUUAUAAAGAAAAUGGAUCAGUAUUGGCAUUUUAUGAUUCAUGUCCAAGACUUAAAUUACAUUGUAUAUAUUGUUUAAUUGAAUAAUUUAUUUAUCAUUAACUUGAUGGUGAAGUAGUAUAUAAAAAGGCUUCAUACUAAUGUCUUAUUUGUGAAAAUGGUUAUUAUGCUUCAAAAAAAAAUGGAGAAUGUUAAUCAUGUCCAUCAGAAUUGCAUUGCUUAAGUUGUUAUUAGUAGAAUAAAUUUACUAAAGAUAAUUGGAAAAAUGAGAUUCGUGCCUUUUAUAAACAAAGAAUAGAAUUUAGCAUAGCAACUGUAGUAUUAUAGCAUAAAUUUACUGAACAUGGAUUAAGUUAAAAUGAUUCAGAUUAUGAGAUACUCUGUUCUGUAUGUUAAGAAGGAUAUGAAUUUUAUGGUAACUAAUGUAUUUAAAUGUGUCCUGAAUCAUGCCUAGAAUGUGCUAUAAUUAAUAAUUAAAAUAUUUGUGUUAAAUGUCCAAAGGGUUUAAAUGGAAGAAAUCGUAGUUUAAUUAAUAAUUAAUGUGUGAGUUGUCCAUAAAAUUGUGAAUUAUGUACUGAAAGAGAUCUAAAAUAAGUACAUUAAAUUAAUCAAUUAUUUAAUAAUUAAUAUUUUACUCAUUUCUCUUAUUAUUGUAUAUCUGGAUUAACAGGAAUAUUUGAUUAAGAAUUAGGAAUCUAUGUAGAUUGUUAAGAUGGUUCAUGUUUUAAAUAAAUUGUUAUCAAUCUAAAUUUAUAUUGUGAUUUAAAUCAAUAUAAUAGUUAAUUUGAUUAAUUAAAAAGUAAUGAAGAUAAAAUUAAAUUUAGACAUGAAAAUAUUUUAAGUGAUAACUUAUUUUCUAAUUCAAGUUUUAAAUAUGUAAUUAUUGAUUUUAUCAUUUUAGUUUGAGACAUAAGAAUUUUAUGAAAUGGCUAAUUAAAAAUCUAUUAAAUCCAUCUUGAUUAAAAUAUUUAGUAAUUAUUAAUAAAGUUGUCAAGUAAAAGAUUAAUUAUAAAUCUCUUAAAGUUUUAGCACAAAUAUAUUUUCAGCAAUGUAAUUAAUAAUUAUUAAUUAAUUAUAGAGAUGUAGAACUAGAAAUUUAUGGCAACGGAAAUACAGCGUUUAGAUUUCAAAAAUAAUUAUUGUUUGCAAAUUUUAAAAGAGUUCACAUCGAAGGAAUAAUAUUUGAUAUAGAAUAUUUUAAUUUUGGCCCAAAUAUACUAAAAUUUACAAGUCCAUUUGAAUAAAAAAUCGAAUUAGUUAAUAUAAUAUAUUAAUAAGCUUCUAACUUAACAACUUAUUAUACUAACAUAACGAAUGCUUCUAAUGUUUUAAUAUAAAAUAUAUUGGUAAAAGAUUGUACAAGAUAGUUUUCUAUUGAAGCUUUUAUCAAGAUUGAAAAAAUGAAAUCUUUUUAGACAAUUAAAAUUAACAAUUUUAGAAUUGCUGAUAGUUAAUUUAAAGAUUUAUAUUUAUUCAUGUUUGAUCUUAAAGAAAAUGAUCAAGUUGAAAUAAUAAACAUCAAUAUUGAAUAAACAUUUUUCAAUCAAUCAUUAAUAUAUUAAACGAGUGGAUAUUUAUCAAUGAAUUAAAUACGAAUAUAUUCAUGUAACAUAUCCUCUUAAAAUGGCUUAUUUUAGAUUAAUUCUUUAAAACAUUUUAAAUUAACUUCUUUAGUGUUUAUAUAAAAUUCACUUUAUUCUGGUAAAAUUAUAAAUCUUAAUCAAAAUGUAAAUUUGAUAAAUCUCAAUUUUGUUAAUAAUGAACUCUAAGGAAAUUCCUUGUUUAUUUAUAAUGAAAAAGUUAAUAUUGAAAACAUUUCAAUUGAAAAUAUUCUAUUUUAAUUAAAUAAAUUUAGCGAAAAUGCCUUAUUUAUGAAAAUCAAUUUAGUCUUACAACCUAAUAAGGAAAUAAUUAUUAAUUAAAUAUCUAUGAUUGAAAAUUAAUUAUUAUUAUACUAACUAAAAAGUGUUUACAAUAUUUUAGAUGUAACUUUAAUCUAUUUGGAAGCACAGAUAAUAAAAAUUGAUGAAUUGAUCAUUGAAAAAGUAUAUGGAAUACCUGAUUUAGUAGUUGCAAAUGCCAAUUUAUUGCAAUUAAAUCAAAUAUAAAUUAAAUAACAUGAAAAUCACAAAUUUAAAGGGCUUUAUUAGUAUUUCGAUUGUUUUAAAGAGUCUAUUAAAAAUUAAUUUAAUUAUCCUUGGAUUAAAAUUUAUGAUGUACCAAUGAUUGAUAUUAAAUAUUUAAAUAUAACAAAAGCUUAAUCAAUCAAUUACCCUAUAAUUGAAAUUAAGACUUCUAUUUUUACAUUCUAAACCCAAAAGUAUAUUAGAAUGACAUAAAUGCAUUUUAUUCAAAAUAUGCUAAUAAUCACAAACAAAAUUAAUAUAGCUUCACUUUUAAAAAUAACAUCUGAAGAAGAUUAUUAAAUAGAAAUAGAAAAAUCAAUUUUUGAAAAAAAUUUGAUGCAUCAAUAUGAAUAUAUAGGUUAAAUCAAUUCAGGUUUGAUAUUCUAUAUUGAUUGUAAGACUUGUACAUUCUUUCUUAAUAAUCUAUUAGUCAAAUAAAAUAUUGUUACAAAUUCUUCUAAUAGCAUUAUUUAUUUUUAAAUUUAAAGUAUAGAAAUACAUAAUUGCAGUUUUAUUGAAAACAAUUUAUAUGACUAUUCAAUUUUACAGCCCUAUUUAUUUUGGAGUUUUAAUAAAGAUUAGUAAAUCUUUAUUGAAGAAAUAUAAGAAAUAUUUCCUAUAAAAGUUAAAACAGGAAAUGCCAAAAUUUUAUGUCAAAAAAUACUGUUAAAAGAUAUCAUAAUUUCUAACUCUACAGUUUCAGGACUUUAUAUUUCAUUAGAGAAAGAAGCUUCUGUCCAAAUUUAAGACACAAUCAUUAGUGUAAUUAGUCCUUCAUUUUCUAGUGAAGACGAAAAUGGCGGCGCUUUUUUAAUUGAUACUUCUUUUUCUAUUUCUUCAGUAAUAAAGUUAAUAAAUAUAUAUGCUACUAAGAUUUAUUGCAGAAAUAAAGGCGGUUUGCUUUACAUUUAAAAUGUUCUAGAGGAUACUACAAUCUAAAUUUAUAACAUUGUUAUUAAUGAUGUAUAUUCAUUAAAGGGAUCAAUAUUUUAUGUAGAAUUUCCUUAAUUUACUCAAUUGAAAUAGUAAUUUAUUCUUGAAAAUUUUAAUUUGACAAAUUCAAAAUAAGAAUAUUUACAAUUUAUUAGUAAAUUUAAUGAAGUAAAUAGCUAAUUAUUAUCAGAAUUAGCAUUUGGUAGAAGUUUGUUCGAAAUUAAUAAUGCAAAUUUUAUAAGUUUAAAGAAUAUAAUGAUAUAUUCAUUAUUUCAUGAGUCUUUUGCUAUUUUAACAUAAACAUUAACAAUAUAAUUAAAAAAUUGCAGAAUAUCAAAUUCAUAAAUUUAAAAUUCAUUAUUGAGUUUGAAUUUAAUGCAAAGUAAUUCAUCAAUCAGGAUUAUAGAGUUUCACGUUACAAAUAUUUAAAUUUUAAAUCAAAUACCUAUUAUAGAAAAAUGUACUUCAAAUUUAUUAAAUGUUUAAAUACAUCAUUAAAUCUGUUAAAAAGAUAUAGUCUUUUAAGAUUCCCCUAUCUAAUUGUAAUCUCAAUAAACCAAAGAUAAUUUAUUGAAUAGUUAUUGCAUAAUUGAUAAAAUGAAUUUGUAAUAAUAAACAAAAUCAAGCCUUAUAGAUAUUAAUCCCUAAAUAACAUUUCUUGAGAUCUCUGAACUUCGCUUAAAAAAUAUAAAAUGUGAGAAUUGUAAAAAAGGAUUAUUAAAUAUUUAUUAUUAAGAUGAUGAGAGUAAAAUAAUUAUGAAUUCAAUUAUUUUUAAUGAUAAUUAAUGUGGAGAAUAAAGUUGCUUAAAUAUAAUAAAAUCUAUUCCAGAAUUUAGAAUUUUAUAAUCUUUAAUUUAGAAUAUCAAUGAUAAACAAUAUGAUCUAAGAUUACAAAAUUAUAAAUGUAUUCAAAACUUUGCUUAUAGAGGUACUUGUUUAUACAUUCAGGAUAUCAAGACUUUGAUUAAAGAUUCUAUUUUUUUAAAUAAUACGGCUAAAUCAUAAGGAGGAUCAAUCUAUGUAAUUGGACAGGAGAGCUUUUUUGUAUUGAACUCUGUAAUUUAAUUUAAUAAAGCUGAAUUUGGUGGGGGAUUAUUCUUAAAGGAUUAGAUAGUUUAAAAUUUAAGGAAAUAAGGCACGUUGAUUAAUAGUAAUAUAGGAUAAUAAUUUGGUAGUAAUUUUGCUUAACUUCCUUCUUAAUUAUCAGUCUAAAUUGAUUUAGAAAAUUAUUUACCUAAAGUAAAAAUAUUAGAGAAUGAAAAUACUUUAAUAGAAGAAAUUAAAAUUGGAAAUUAUGUAUUAUUUUAAAAAAGCUAUUCUAAUUCAUUAUAUGUUCCAAAUGGAUAAGCAUUGUCUAAAUACUAAUUUUUUGAUUAGAAGAAAUAAGUUUAUACUUAAUAUAAUUUGCAUUUAAGACUAAUUCCAUUAGAUUUAUUCAAUAAUGUUUAAGAAAAUUUAAAUAAUACUUAUUGUUUAAUAAGUGGUAGGAUACUUAAUGGGAAAGAAGAAUCAAAUUUUACUUAGGAAUUUACAAGUUUUAAUAAUGUCACAUUCAAUUAAUCAGAUAAUUAUAAUUUUGAUGAUGUUAUCUUUUACUUAGAUGAUUAAUAGAAUCAAACUUUAUAAUUAUAAUUUCAUUGUAAUUCCAUAUUCCCUCCAAUUUACGGAAAAAAUUAAGAAAUUAUAGGAUAUCACAACAAUUAUUUUUUAAGAAUGAAUAUUAAAUCAUUACCUUGUUAAUUAGGUGAAAUUAAAAGCAUUUUUGAUAGUACUUGUAUACCUUGUAAUGCGACACAAGGUUUAUAUUCAUUAGUUCUUAAUUCUAAUAAUUGUUUAUAGAAGGAUGAUUUCUCAACUAGUGAAAUUAAAUCAGCAUAAUUAAAAUUAAAACCAGGAUUUUGGAGACCAUAUUUUGAUACUGAUAAUAUUAGUUAAUGUAUUAAUUUAUUACAUAAUUGUAAUGGUGGAUGGAUAGAAGGAGAUACAUCUUGUUAUGAAGGUCAUGUUGGAGCCUUAUGUGAAGAAUGUGACAUUUAUAAUAUUCGAGGUUUUGGACAUUUUUCAACAAAUAAAAAAUAUACUUGUGGCUCUUGUGUUGAUAAUAAAUAAAAUAUUGUUGCAAUUACUGCAAUAAGUUUAUGGUAUAUAUUUGUUAUUAUUAAUUAAGGACUUUAAUUUCAAUUUUAAUUUCAGUUAGGAGUAAUGUAUCUUUAAAUUAAUAAAUGAUACUUAAAAAAGUAAUUUCUAGACUAAUAAGGACGACUAAUCUGUAAAAUCACUCUAAUUUAGGCAUCCUAAUAAAAAUGACUACUAAUCAUUUACAAAUAGUCUCUGUUAUUUUUACUUUUAAAUUUAACACAUUAGUAGAAAUUGGAAAUGUAAUUAACGCUAUUAGUAAUCCAAUUUAAUCAAUGACUCAUUCAUUAGAUUGUUUAUUAAAAGAUUUGUUUAAUGUUCAAAUUCAUUAUUCAAGAAUGAUAUGGUAACUAAUCAUGCCGUUUAUUUACAUUUCUUUGUUUUUAGUUUUAUAUUUGUUUGCUUUGAAAAUAAAUAAAUUGAUAUAUAGUACAAGUGUAAUAACUACAGCUUUAAUAUAUAUGUACAUUUACAUCUAACCAUUUUUGGUUGGUAGAUUAAUUUCAUUAAUAUCUUUUAGAUAGAUAUCUGGAUUUAAUUGGAUUUAAGCCAACAUAGCUUAUCGAUAUGAUACAGAAUUACAUUAUAAAUGGUUAUUCAGUUUUUGCCUUCCACUUUUAAUUUUAAUUUCUUUAAUAAUCCCAUUAUUCUUUUUAAUUUCUUUAUAAUUAAAUCGAUCAUCGUUAGAUGAAAAAAAAACAAAGUAAAGAUGGGGUUAUCUAUAUAAUGAAUAUAAGAUCUAAGCUUAUUAUUGGGAAAUAAUUAAAAUUUUUGUUAAAUAAUUGCUAAUUAUUUUUCUUUCUUACUAUGAUGAAAAUAUUGUAAAGAAAGGUAUUCUAUUAUUGUCGUUAGUAUAUAUAUAUUGGUAAUUGAGUCUAAGAUUUCAACCUUAUUAAUUGUUCAUCCUUAAUUAAUUAGAUGCUUAUUCAGCUAAUGUAUGUGGAAUAUCUAUAGCAGUAGCAAUAGGAAUUUAUAUUGAUCAAUAAAAUAGUUCAUAUGAAAUUUAGAUACCAUAUUUAAUUAUUCUUUUAACUCUUAAUUUAUAAUAUUUGGUAAAAAUUUUUAAACAAAUAAUAUUGACUCUCAUAGAAGAGAAAUCUGUUUUGUUUGAUAAAAUUAAGGAAAUAAUCAUAAUUAAAAUUCCAUGUAUUACAAAAUAUGCAAUAUUUAAAAAAUUGUUGUCAAAUAGAAAUGUCUAAAAAUAAAGAGUUGCUCUCAGGUAUCUUAAAUUAAAAAAAUACUUAAUAAACGAAGCUUAAAAAAAUCUAUCAUCAAGAAAUUCCUAUGGUAUAAAAAUUAUAACAAAUUCAAGUAUAAAAAAGACUUCCAUUUGAUUAUAAUCACUUAUUUCAAAAAUUUAAUUUUUAAUUUUUUCUUUUUUUAUUACUACAAUUGAUCUAAUAAAUUAAUUAUUUUUGCUCAUUGUUCUCUUUUGUUAAAAAAUAAUAAUCAAAGUAUGAAAAUAAAAAAUCUUAAAGUAAUUAAUUUGCUUAUUUUUUAUUUUUGUAAACUGAAGAUCUCACAAUCUGCGUAUUAAGCUUGUUUUUAUACUUUAGAAGCUAGGAAAAUAGUUUAUUAAUAAAAAAAAUAAAAUUCUCACAAUUAAUGAAAGUAGAAAGAAAUUCUCUUAAAAUUGUAUCAUUAUAAUUUCAUAAUUAUUAUAGAACUUUUUAAAAGAAAGCAAUAAUAUCUAAAUAAAAUAAAUGUUCAUAAUUUUCUAAAAUCAAUGGUUUCCUUUAUCUCUAAAGCAAGACCUUCUGCAAAUUAGUUGCUAAAAAAUUAACCAUUUCAAGAAAACUCAGAUAAUAAAUAGUUAAAUAAAUUUUAUCAAAAGAUAUGUAAAAUCAACUCGAAUAAACGAUUAUGCCUAUUAUUUCAAAUUUAUAAAGAAAUAAAACUGUAAUGAUAAAAAUUAAUUUUGUAAAAAAGAAGGCAAUGAGAUUUUAUAAAAUAAAAAGGAAUUUGUUUUUAUAAUUUAAGAAAAUAUAUUAAAAGUAUUUCCUGCAACUCAAAAAAGCUAUUACUAAAGUAUGAAAAUUUCUUUUAUUUUUAGAAUAAUUUUUUGGGCUUGUGUUGUAAAUAAGCAAAAAAACUCUAUAGCUCCACUCCUCUAAUUCUAUAAAUAGCAUUAAUAUAUAAUGAAAAAAAUAAAAAAAUUUAAUAAUCAUUAUAGAUUUUUUUUUUAAAUGAAAAAUAAUAAAAUAAAUGA
Messenger RNA from Paramecium sonneborni, 9871 nucleotides. NCBI's taxonomy places the organism in Eukaryota, Ciliophora, Oligohymenophorea, Peniculida, Parameciidae. The record is from the annotation of a GenBank genome assembly.